This is a messenger RNA of Drosophila erecta, 756 nucleotides long. RefSeq names its product protein UXT homolog (gene Uxt). Lineage: Eukaryota; Metazoa; Arthropoda; Insecta; Diptera; Drosophilidae. The record is from RefSeq and is a predicted model, not a curated record. Bases 122 to 610 code for a protein of 162 amino acids. The transcript is spliced from 2 exons.
AAUUGACAAUACUGCUGUCUAUCGAUAACAGCUGUUUGCCGCUAUCGCGAAGAGAAGAAGAAGCAGGAAGUAAACAAACUAGAUAUCCAACCAAAUUCUAAAUUCUUUUUAUGCCGAGACAAUGCAAAUAAAUCCAAGAAACAACACACAAGCUCAAAUAAAAAACGAGCAGGAUGCCAAUCAGGCGCGCAUCACCCAAAUUGAGGAGUUCAUCAACGAAGUGCUGAAAGAGGACCUCAGACAGCUGGAAAAGUGCAUCGGGCAGUUCAACGAGGAGAUCAUGGAGUACAUCCAGCUGAAGAACACCCUCCAGACCUUCGACACCCACCUACCAGAUGGCUACAAGACGCAAGUCAACAUCGGCAGCAACGUAUUCAUGCAGGCGCGCGUCCGGAAAAUGGACAGCAUUCUGGUCAAUGUGGGCAAGGAUGUGUUCCUGGAGAUGAGCAUUCCGGAGGCAGAACGCUUCAGCGACACCCGCGUCAAGAUCUUGACCAAGCAAUCGGCUGUGCUGCGCGAAGAAAGCGUCAAGAAAAGGGCCCAAAUCAAAAUGGCCCUGAUAGCCAUCAGCGAAAGGGCCAAACUAAUUCAGCAGGAUGAGAACAAGUAGCCGCACUGCGUCCACAGACGCACAUUAUGAGUACUCCUCUAGAGCAUUAGCUAGUUUAUUUGCAGCCCUGUUUAAUGUAGCAACAAAGAUUCAAAGAGUUUUGAAGAACUCUGAUGAUGAUGACACUACCAAGAUUACACAAGCAC